AUGCCAGACGUGAACGAGGCCUUUAUUAGAUCAAUAAAAUUAUUGGUGACUAGGCUGAUGGUCUUUCGUUUUUUUUAUUGAUUUGUUUCAGAUCGAUUUUAUUGGUGAGCAAAAGAAGCUGAGCGAAGUCAUCGAUCUCAAGGAUGUGUGGAAAAGCCAUGGAAAACUCCUUGCCGAUUUGAUGUGAGCGAAAUUGUUUUGGAUUAUUUUAAAAUCAGGAUUUCAGCUGGGAAGAAGACGUUAAACCCUUUGUCAAAAGUCACGAAUUUUUCGAUCAUCUUUAUAAAAAGUUCAGUUUUGAACACAAUGUACUGUGUGGAGACAUGGACGUGGUUGAGGCGGCGAAUGGAAAUUUGUUCGAAAUCAGCAAGGUUUCAAUUUUGCAUUAAAGACAUAUGGACUUUAAACGUAGUGAGAACUUUUGGAUGCGAUAGAAUAAUGGCUCAAUUUUUCGAGGACCAGGAAUUUUUUGUAAGCUGAAAUUAAAUUUUCAGAACUUGCCAAUUUUUGGUUAGAAAAAUCCGUGUCUGUUCACGAAAAAAGUUUUUUUCCGGUCUUGAAAACCUAUUUCACAGUUCUUCGUGCUCUACCUGGAAUCGAUGAGGAAAAAGCAGGGGGAUAUCAUGCGUGAUUUGAUCUCGGCUAUGAACGAAAAGAAGGGCCUUUUCGACGAAAAACCUAUUUGCGCUGUUGUGAGGGCAUUUUCUGUUUUGGCGAUGAUUAACGGGAAUUUUUAAGUUUAAAAAAAUUGACGAGGUGAUGGAAUCAGACAGCUCCGACAAUUGGUGGGCGCCGAUUUUGGAGGAAUCCGAGGAAAACGUCACGACGGUCACGACUCCAAUCGCCGAAAGCUCGGAUUCCCCCACGGAGGCGGUCAGGACUCCAGGUGAAUUCGAUCGUUUCCUACUGAAAAUUAAGAUUUUUCGGAGUUUGAUGUAUAGGUCGUAGUCAUAGGUUGCUUCAAGAAAACCCUGAAAUUCCUUUUCUUCAAAAAAAUUUUAUAAAAAAACCUGAGAAAAUCCUCAAAAUAGGAGAUUUCCAAAAUUUCUGAAAUAGGGUAACCUAAUUAGAAAUCUUUCAUCAUUCAGGUAGACCCAGGUACAUAGUUAUCCACUUUUUCGAUUGCUCAAUUUUUUCCCUUUGAAAAACUUUCUCUUACGAAUUUUUUUUUUCCCGGUUCAUCUCUAAAUUUUACCACUCCUUUAUUAUUUUCCUGCUUCUUGAUCCAUAAAAGAGACUUUUCAAGGCGCACAAUUCAUGACGCCUCACAGCACCAGACGGCCAUUGCCUAUGAGCACCAGUCGUUUGCGAAGAAGUCCUCUGAUUGAACUGGUCGAUUCGCCGCGAGUUCGAAUCUAUCGGGCCGAAGCUGAGGCGGCCAAGGCUCGUCACAAACUUUACGAGGCUGAAAUGCGGACCGAGGAAGCUUUGAAAAACGUGAAGGCCCUGGAGCGACAGCUGAAGGACGUCACGAAGAGGUAGCAGUUCAGUCCGGAAGAUUUGGCGGGCUUGAAGAAGAACAUACGUGAAUUAAAACGGCACGCCAGCGCGCACAGAUCAGGUUAGAGAGCACGGUAAUUUCGGAGAGAUCUGCUCUCCUCGUUCUACACACUGUCUAAGGAUCUGCGCGCUGUCAAGCCAUUUUCUGUUAAAUUUACGCAGGCAUCUAGGCAGUGUGUAGAACGAGGAGAGUAAAAAUCUCUUCUCUCCGAGUUCAUAGCGCUCUCUAACCUGCUCUAUGCGCUCUGGAACGUCCUCUGAAAUAAUCCUCUUUAGUCAUAGAAACCUGUGAUUCUUAAGAAACCGUCAAAAUCAAAAAUUCAUAUCUUAAAGUUUGCAUUUGAUGAAUCUUUGUAAGGAUUUUGAGCGAUUUUUUUCAAUAAUUAUUUCAUAAUUCCCUCUAAAAUGGCUUGACAGUUCCCACAAUAUUUUCGCUUUCCAGGGCCGAAGACUCUCGCUCGCUCCGCUCCUCGGAAACUUGUCAGAGACAGAUCCUGGAGAUCAACCGAGCCUCCCUUCAGGAGCAACUCGACACCGUCUCGCGACUUCUAUCCGAAGAAAAGGACUCUCACGAUCAGACCAAAAUCAGCGUGAGACUUUGAGAUCCCCAGUUUUAACUGAUGGAUUAUAACGCAAAAUAGAAGUUUCUGAGCGUCUCUAGUGACCCCCAGGCUUGUGCGAGGGCCGGCCCGUCACCCUCCCGGCCCCCCGACCAUUUCGUAAGCCCGGCCCGGCCUUAGAGGGGCCUCAAAAAUGACCCGAGCGCGCAAUUUUUUUCUAGUCGAAUAUCAAGUUUUUUUACGACAAAAAAAUUAUGUUUUUUUGCUCAUUUUUUUCACUUAAAGUUCAACAAAAACUAUGAUUUCAGAGGUAAAAAGUCACAUUUCGGUGAAAAAUUUUUUUUCAAAAGAAAUUUUUAAAUUUUUGAAGCCCGGCCCGGCCCUGAGCACACGCAGGCUUUUUUUCCUGAAAAAUAAGGCCCAAAGCCCGGCCUGACGCACAAGCCUGGUGACCCCUUAGCAGCGUCAGAACUUUUAUGUGAUCCCUAGAAAUGCUCAGAAACGUCCAGAUUUUUGGCACCAAUGUCCGAGAAUGUUAGGGCUUCGUAUGAAUUAUUUAACGAAGCAGAUAUGUUUCAUCAUCUGAUUCUAAACAUUAUUUAAAGAAGAUUUUUUUAUAAGAUUCGUAAAGAUAAAAAAAUGUGAUUGAUGGGUUUUUUUGUAGUAAAUAUUUAAUCAAAGGGGUUUUUGAAUGAAAAUUGAACUUUUUUUAAAUUUCCUGAAGCAAAAAAAUUUAGGUCCUGGGAAUAUUUAUGUGCCAAAAUAAUAUUUAUUUUUUUAUUUUUUUGCUUUAUUGUUUAUUGCGGGCUUUCGAGUGGUCUUUGUAGGGCUCUGAGCGCCCUUUAUGUUGCCCCUAAUCCCGCCAAACUUUCGCUUUUAAAAAUUUUUUUGAAAGAUCUUUGUCCGCAUUGUUCAUCUCCUUUUUGAGAGAGUUUAUCAACUUUGCGGUUUCAGUUGAAGUCCGCGCUGAAACAUCUCGAAGCCGCCGAGAGAAGAUUGGCAGAAGGUUCCGGGAAGCUGGAAAACGAGAUCCAGAGUCUCCAGACGAAGUUGGUCGACGCGAGGGACGAGUACGACUCCUUGAAAAAUGUAAUAAUCCCGUCUGUAUCUGACCGAGAUUUCGUGCUCCCUAAUAAUUAUGACAAAAAAAUCCGAUUUUUUUCGAAACAGGGUUUUUUUGAGACUAAUUAAAUAUUGAGUUGACUCUCAGAUUCAAACUCCUCACAAGUUUUUUUUUCUUGGAAGUCAGAUGCUAAUUGAGUUCUACAUAUGUAUAAAUUUUAUUUUAGCCAUUAAUUUUCCGAAUAAUAACGUUCAGAAAUGCCAAGCGAAGGAAAAGAUGGAGGAGAAGCUGCGGGGAGAGAUCGCUCAGCUCAGCGAACAGAAUUCGUCGCUGCUCUCCGAGAUCGAGAUCAUGAGGGCGCACACAAGAGACCUGGUACCUUUUCCCGAGUUGAUCAUCUACAACUCGUUCAGGUCGCCCAAAGAGACGACGCCCUCUUCUCCAAGGAUUUGACCAAGGACGAGCUGAUCACCACCAAGCAGUCAUGGCACAAGGUUUUUCUAGAUUCAAUAUGAAUUUUCAGAAAAAAAGAAGAGAAACGUUUUUUUUCUAGUUCAAAUUUUGAAUAAAAAACAUUUUUCGUUAGGUAGAGACUGUUUUUAGCGACUUCUAUGCGCCCUCCUCACCUUGACGUGCUUUUUUCAUAUUUCUCUGACCUCUCCGGUUAGGGAACAGAGAGACCCAGACAUUCUAGAACUCUCAAGUCAUGGCAAACGAAUUUUACUCAAAUAAAAAAAAAAUCAUGAUUUUGAUCAUUUUCCAGCGACUCGAAGACCUCCAAAGCUUCCUCGAGGCAGAACGGGCCGCUCACAAAGAAAAUCGGGCAAAAUGGGAGGCGGACCUGAAAAAAGAAAAAGAAACGUUCGAAAUGCUCCUCGCCGCGGAGAACGAACGACGCGAAAACGCGGAAAAACAUCUUGCUGAGGUUUUUUUCCCGUUUGAAUUAAUUCAAUAUAUUGCGUUACAGGAAGUGCUGAAGAAGGAGCAGGUCGAAGAAUUGUACGGCGAAAUAAAUCGACUGUCCCUCGCCGCCAAGGAGGAAACCAUCAAGGUGAUUUCGAGGCUCUGAAACGUAGAAUAUUCUCGGAAAUUAGUCAAAGAAAGAAUUUUUUGAUAAUCCACAACUGUUUGAGCCAUUUCCUAUUAGGGUAGCCGGGUCACGGUAAGCAGGAAGGAAAAAAAUCACUCGGGAAUAUUUUUAAGUUCUUGGCUAUAUUCAGUCAUUUUCCUUCUAUGUUUUGUCUCUUUUUGUAAAUAAUAAUUGCUUUAUAAUCCACUGGCCUCGAUAAAAGUCUCACUUGUCUGCGCUCUCCUUUCUCUACCCGGAAAAUAAGUAGAGAAACACGAGAGAGUCGGUAGACGAAGAGAGGGCGCAGAGAAAUCAGAAUUUUUCAAAUCUCUUUUAGUGGCCACUGUAGAGAAUCGCCAAGGACUACUUGGAGAGAACGUUAAAGUGGCCACUAAACCCACCUCUAUAGUGACCACUAUUUUCCGUUUUAGUGGCCACUAUAGAGGUUCUCUAUUUAGUGGCCACUUCAGUAGUUUUUCAUCCAGUAUUCCUUUCAGUAACUCUGAUAGUUUUUAAACAAACAAAUUGGGCCAGUUAUGUUGAUCCAUUGACCCCUAAAGUGGCCACUAAAAUUUUUAGGGGUCUAGUAGUAGUACUUAGACCUCUAUAGUGGCCACUAAUUUUCAACCCCCUAAGUGGUCAUUAAUUUGACUACUAUAGUGGCCACUAAAAGUUUUCCCAGUAUAUUUCAAAAUCGGAUGAAGAAACGCGUAGCUUUCCCAAGUUUUGAAAAUUAACUUCCUAUUUUGGCCAAUUUUGAUUUCGUUCCCAUUUUGAUUUUCCUAUUUGAAGGCUGACGGUAACCAGAUCGAUAUUCGCGCCUAUUUGGCUGCGACAAAAUCCGAUCUUUUGCUCAAAGAGCAGCUUCUGAUGGCCAAGGAGAAGGAAUUGACGGCGAAAACCGAGGAAAACGCCAAACUCGAAGAAAUGGCAAGACCUUCUUUUUCCGGACCCCUGAUAGAGUUUCUCGCAGGUCGCGUCGUUGAAAGAGCUCCUCGAGAAGGAGAAAUCGCUGCGGAAGGAGGCGAUCCAACAGGCCGAGGCGAUGAUCCACAUGGUCCAGACCGACUUGGCAAGUUUUUCCCCAAAAAAAUGGGUUUUUCCAUUUUUAGGCUGGUUUUUUUCCCUGAAAUUUUUGCUCGAAAAACUUUUUUUAUUCACGAAAAUGAUCUGAAUUAUAGAGAGAGUUUUUAAAAUGUAGAAUUUUGAUUGACAGUAAAAUGAAAAUUUUUGCAGGCGAUGGCCGAGAAGAAGUUGGCCGAUGAGAAGACUCGCAACAAGGAAGAAUUCCAGCGAGCGAAGGCCACACACGAAGAAGCCCUCAGGAUUGUAGAAGCUCGAAUCGACGAUCUUAUGGUAUGAAAUGGGGAAAUUUUUUUCGGGGUGGUACACCGAUUUCUGGGGAGCGUGCGCCUAUUUUCGAGGCACGCGCGCCUUUUUUCUGGGAACCUGCGCCAUGACGUCACCAUUAAAAAAAAGUGUCUUGGGCCACUUAUGGUUUGAGAUUCAAAUUUGCAAGCGAGAAAUCAAAUUUUUGGAUUUUGAGGCUACCAUCUGAAAAAAAAGACUUUUCGAAAAAAAACUUGAAGAAAAAUGUUCCUGCACGGUUUUUCGGGGUACGUGCACCGUUUCUAGGGGGAAGCAAGAGAUCAAUUUUUUCAAAGUUUUGAGGCUACUAUCCAAAAAAGAGACAUUUUGGGGAGACUAAAAAAGUUCGAAUUCCAGAGGAACCAUGGAGACUGGGAGGCUGAACGGGAAGGAAUAAAAGCCGAAUAUUCGGGUCUGGAAAAACGCCUCAUCGAUAUGCAGACUGAACGUGACGAUUUCAAGUCAAAAUUCGAGAUCUUGGUAAAUUUGCUCGCAUUUCUGAUGUAUAAGAUGAAACUGAAGCAGGAAAUGUACCGAUCUGAGACCCAGACGACCGACAACGACGAGGGGGGCACGCAGGAGGUGUUGAUCGGUGAGAAAAGAGAAAAAAUCGAUCUUUUGGUGUCAUCUGAAGUGAAAAAUGUUCAGGAACUUUUGAGAAAUAAAUUUCAAGUUGAAAUUGAAGAAAUUCUAUUCAAUUUUCUUUUCUUUCAGUGAAACGGUCCAGCGCUGCGGUCCAAGAAGACACCAGGGUUUGUUGGAAUCCUCCAUUUUCGUGGUUAUAUGUGUCUUGUGCAGGAAGAAGAUCGGAUGUCCUCGAUUUCGUCGUCGACGGCCCCGACUCCACGACAGAGCAUCGCCUCGGCCCAGUCCGUCAAGAUGUGGAUCAACAUCGACGACGACAAUCGGUCUCUCGCCUCCGGGAAGACCUCGACCUCGGUUUCGUUUUUGAUCAUUCAAGUGAAGAACUCAAUAGGUGUAGGAGAAGGAGUAGACUUUCAGAAAUUUUGAAAAAAUGAGGAAUCGAAUCUAUUUUUAGCCUCAUGGGUAGUAUAGUCGGUUUGGAUUUUAAAUGUCAAGUCGUCGCUUAAGCUCCGCCCCUGAUGGCGCGAUAAACCAAUCAGAGAGCGAGCGAUCCAUAGAGCAUUUUCAAAUGACCUCAUUCUAUUUGACAUUCAAAAUCUGAACGGACUACACUCAGGGUUGCACGAAAAAUAUUUCCGAACCAUUCCAUAAUUUCAAAAUUCUCAGAACGAACCGAAACCCGACGACACGUUCUCCUCCAACGGAUUCCCACUGUUCAACCGUAAUUCAAAGUCUCGCUUGUCCUCUUUUUCCAACGAACUCACCAGCACUCGUGAGAUGAUCAUCUCCAGAUUCUGAAACUUAUUUUCUCAAAUUCAGCCUCGUCGUCGUCUUUCAAGAAGCCUUAUGAGCCGUCAGCAGUCACCCGAGAUCAUAUCGAAGAGCUGCGAAGAAGGAAUUGGUAAGGUUUCUCAGCCGGAGACAGGAAUAUCGUGUCCUUUUUCCAGUCUACAGCCGCCGGCGCUGAGAUCGGCCUACGCGACAGAAAUGGCAGAAGUUUCCUCGCCAACUGGCGACGAAGAGAGCGUCCGAGGGUCCAUGAAAAUGCCCAAGGUGAGCCCGAUUCUUGCCUGACUUUUGGGAGAACAUUUCCUUGAGGUCAAGGAUUUUUUUUCGUUGCGAAAUCUUUAAGAAAACUUUUUUUUGUUGCAAAAUUUUCAAAAAAACUGAGCUUAUGUGUUGAAUAUUCUUUAGGAACGAUUUUUUUUUGCUUGUGUCUCGGUUCUGUUCAAACACCAUUAUUCAUUUGAAAAAAAUCUUUUUCAUAAUAUAAUAUAUCUCUAAUGAAAAAAACUGAAAUUUAGUAUUUUUUUGCUCUUUCUUUGAUCUUUGUUCACUCAAAUUUUUGGUUUUUAGGGCUUAUAACUGAACUUAAAUACUCUCGAAAAUGUGGAAAUCGAGGGUUACUGUAGGAAUUUUCCCAUGAAUGGAGCUUGAAUAGAAGAUAUUUGAACCUUUUUAGUGUUUUCGGCUUGGAAUUUUUGAAAGAUGGGAUGUUUAAAUGAAAGUUUAUUACUCUGAAGGGAAGUUUCCAAAACGAUUUUUCGUAGUGCUGGUUUUCGAAAUAAGACGCUUGAAAGGCUAUAAACAGCGCUUUUUUGUCAUAAUUUGCGUAUUUCGCAAACUUUUAAGCUUCAGCGUGAAAAAUUACCAUUUUUUGUUCUUUUUUUUAAAGUUAUUUUCAAUUUCUUUUUUUCUUUAGAAGCCUCACUUUAUUUUUAUAAGCUGAUUAGGUCUGCAGAUUCCUUUUUUUUCCAUAACUUUGAUUUUCUUCUCAUCGGAUCCUCCAAAAAUUGGUUCAUUUUCCAGGCCUCAACAAUGAAGAAACGUCGCUCCCUCGCCAACAUGACUAACCGAAUUUUCCGCAAAUAA
This is a messenger RNA of Caenorhabditis auriculariae, 8017 nucleotides long. The record is from the annotation of a GenBank genome assembly. NCBI's taxonomy places the organism in Eukaryota, Metazoa, Nematoda, Chromadorea, Rhabditida, Rhabditidae.